Scaptodrosophila lebanonensis is the source of this 840-nucleotide messenger RNA. RefSeq names its product pre-mRNA-splicing factor Syf2. NCBI's taxonomy places the organism in Eukaryota, Metazoa, Arthropoda, Insecta, Diptera, Drosophilidae. The record is from RefSeq and is a predicted model, not a curated record. Gene Ontology annotation, cellular component: post-mRNA release spliceosomal complex; catalytic step 2 spliceosome; Prp19 complex. Bases 60 to 740 code for a protein of 226 amino acids. The transcript has a single exon.
UGUUUGCUUUUAUUUACCAAAUAAUACGUAAAUAAAAAAUAUUCACAAUACCAAAAGUCAUGGAAAAGGUCAAAUCAGCUUUGGGAAAGUUGGCCGAGCGCAAGGCCCGUUUACUGGAUUUGCAUAAACAACGGCAGGAAGCUCGCACACAAAACCACCAAGAAGUCGUAGCUGAAGAUGCGAGGAAAAAGUUGCCUAACAAUUGGGAGGCAAGAAAGCGCCAGGCAGAAUGGCUUUUGGCUGACGAUAAGGCACGCUCUGAAGCUGAAGCUGCUGGCAAGGACUACGACCGGCUAAAACUGCUUGAAGUAUCAGCCGUUGAUGCAGAACGAAUUGAGAAGAAGAAAAAACGCAAGGACAACCCAGAUCUGGGAUUCUCUACGUACGAGGCGCAGACGGCAAGACAAUACACACGCUUGGUUAAGAACAUGCCAGCGCGCGACAUGGCCAAGUACGAAAAACAAAAAGCCGAACUGGGAGAUGCUUUCUACGGUGGCCCACACACUACCUUGCAUGCUGUGACUAAAGACACUCCGAGUGCCAUCAACAACAUGGUUAAGGACCUGAAUCAGCAAAUUGAACGCAGAAAGAAGUACUCCAGAAGGCGCAUCUACAACGACGAUGCUGACGUUGACUUUAUCAAUGAGCGCAACUCCAAGUUCAACAAGAAACUGGAUCGCUUCUACAGCGAGCACACGGCUGAGAUCAAACAAAAUUUGGAACGCGGUACUGCAAUCUAAGUGGAAACUAGUGUGAAGCUUAAGUAUACAUUUUAACCAUUAAGUGUAAGAUCCUAAUAAAGAAUAAAUAAAGUAUUUGUAAUGUAACUGCCUACGCACA